Amoebophrya sp. A120 is the source of this 1144-nucleotide messenger RNA. The record is from the annotation of a GenBank genome assembly. Lineage: Eukaryota; Dinophyceae; Syndiniales; Amoebophryaceae.
UACGUUACGAAAAAGUUCUGUCGCGCCGGCAGCUGCUCGUGUUGAGCAUCUUGGCAGUUUCGAAAAGAAGUAUGACGGGUGCCUGAUCAAGGUUGUCAACGUAUUGCAAGGAAAAACUUCUCCUCCCCACAUUGAGAGGAGCUUAUGUUUCCGAAAAUUUGUGUUGCUGAUUUGUGGCCACAAAUCGCAUUUGUCUGGCAAGAAGACAAGGGCAGAAGCUGGCGCCGCCUUAUGGAAGCGAUUUGCCAUGCUCUUGGGCCUAGAGGGCAGCCGUUUGCAAUGCUGAGCAACUAGACCCAAACGCCCCGACCUAGGCUGGGGAUCUGGCCGCAAUGCCUUCCCGCAAUACAAAGCGCAUUUGUGAUGUACACAAAUCCCCCCGUAUUUCACCCCCAGGGGGUUGCGGACCUGGCAAAACCGAUGAGUUCGGGCUGCUGACUGUUCCACCUCUUCCGAGAGCGAUCAUGUUACGCCUCACGCCUCACAAAUCCAGCGUCAGAAAUCCCGUCUCGAUAUGGGGAGGGGGGAUUUUUCCUUACGAUGCAACGUCGGCGGGCGUCGGGGCAAUUCCCGGAUCGACGGCCACAAGGCCAGUUUACUCAUAUCCACCAACAACACGAUUGACGCGGGGCGGGCCGAGGUGUUUCGUUCGGGCGGAGGACGAGGACCCCGGCAACGUUCUUGCGCCGACGAGGUCCGUCCACGUUCUGCUUCCAUGAAAACGGGGCUCUGCAGCUCCGGAGCUGGGGUCGUGGAAGUAGGAACCUAUAAUCCUGAACGCAGGAGGUCGUGCAAAAAAGGAGAUGCUUAUCAUACUGGUUCUCCUACUCCUGCUGGAGCAAGAAAACCAGAAGGCGAAGUAGACGCGCUCGAGCCCAAAGUAGAAGAACUACCUGAAGCGGAAUCGAGACGUUGCACGACUUCUUACCUUGACUUGUUCGAAGAGGCGCUCGAGCCUUACCUGAUGCGGAAACACACGACCCGCGGAAGAACGUCGAGUUUCAAAGACGGUUAUUUAUUCGAGCAGACCUCCCGGCCUGAGGACGAGACCGAGAGGAAGAUGAUGAUCGAGGGGAAUAAGAAUUACUAUUGCAGUCGAGAACAACCAGAAGCCGCCGCGGACCACGAUGAUUCGUUGACGACG